GGGCGCUGUUUCAUGGUUUGUUGAUGCAGCGACUCAAACUGAAUCCGAGAAGAAGUGAACUUUGCUGUGAAGAUGUUGGAGUAACGACAGCUCAGCUGUCCGCCGAGCGACCGACCCAUGCCUUCAUCAUGACGCCGAGCCGCAGCGCCCCGCUCAUCGCCCUCCUGCUCGCCGCCGCCCUGCUUUCCCGGGCGCGGGGCUUCCUGAGCCCGUCGGAGGAUGACGGCGUCCCCGAGGAGUGGGUGCUGCUCCACGUGGUGCAGGGCCACAUCGGGGCGGGGAACUACAGCUACCUGCGCCUCAACCACGACGGCCGCAUCGUCCUGCACAUGCGCAGCCUGGCCGGAGACGCCGACCUCUACGUGUCGGACAAGACGCUGCACCCCAGCUUCGACACCUACAAGCUGCAGUCGGCCACCUGCGGCCACGACGUGGUGGUGGUGCCGGGGGACUUCGCCAGGCCCGUGGGCAUCGGCAUCUACGGCCACCCGUCCCACCAGGAGAGCCAGUUCGAGAUGCGGGUGUUCUACGACCAGACGGUGUCGCAGGACCCGUUCGAGAGGAGCUCGUACGCGUCGGAGGACGAGCGCGACAGGAAGAAGUCGCCUCAGGCGGCAGAGGAGGACUUUCAGGAGGAGGAGUCCAUCUUCUGGACCAUUCUGAUCGGACUGCUGAAGAUCGUGCUGGAGAUUCUCUUCUGAAAAUCUCUUCUUUUGAUGCUGAUUGAAGUGAAGAAAGUUCUGUUUGGUUUGUGGUGGAUGGGAAAAAAAGAAGAAAAAAAAAAGCUAAUUUGCUCUUAUUGUCGGGGUCAGAUGUUCGGAAUCUGACGGUUCGAUCCACAGGAGUCAAAACGACACUGAAGGCUGAGAGUCGCUGUGCUGAAUUCACCCUGAAGCCCGAAGGACCAGAGAAGCUCUGCUGCUGGCAAGGAGGAGAGCCUGGUCCUCCCGGCCGCAGGUCAAAGGUCAGCAGACGCUGUCCUGAGGGGAAAAAACUGGAAUCGGGCCAGUUCGGUGUGUUGAUGAUAGGUAGAUGAACUCGGAGUCCGUUUUCCGCCGCAGAAAGAGCUCAGCCGGCACCUGGUUCAAACAUUCCCGGUUGUGAGUCAAUGGACGUCCCUGCGACCGGCAGACGGACCGGCAGACGGACCGGCAGACGGACCGGCAGACGGAACGGCAGACGGAACGGCAGACGGAUGCCAGCUGCCUUCGAAGCGCCUUUCUUUGCACUAAAACCAACAUUUUUCUGCCCUGGACUGUCGGCUGCUCUGUGGAGAACACGGACCGAAGAUCAGCUCUGCAGCAACGUCGACGUGAGCGCCGUCCGCUGCCGCUCAGCAUGCAUUAAUGCAGCUACACACACACACACACACACACACACACCCCCCCCAGGUUUUGACGGCCUGGUCUGCAUCAGCUCCAUCUCUGUCACAUUAAACGUUCACUUUUCUGUUCAGUAGCAACACAUCACUGGUGUUUUAAUCAGAGGCUGGUGUCAAAUUACAGCGACUUGAUGCCUAUUAGCUUGAGCAGUGAAGAAGACGAAGACCUCAGCCUCUGUCAGCUGAAGCUUCAGCAUUGAAGUGGCAGCUUGACGUUUUGAGCUCUGAUGUGGAAGGCUGACCUCUGACCUCCUGGUGACGCCUGUCGGCGGCUCGUCUCUCCGUCUCUUCAGAAAAGCGCUGAGCAGUGCCUUCAGGAGGAGUCUCUCCUCCUCCGUCAGGGUUCUCAAUAAAAGCUCCUCGUUUUGCACCUCUCUCUGUGGACGUCUGUU
This is a messenger RNA of Salarias fasciatus (jewelled blenny), 1773 nucleotides long. RefSeq names its product chromosome 6 C6orf120 homolog (gene c6h6orf120). The coding region runs from base 24 to 701 and encodes 225 amino acids. The transcript is spliced from 2 exons. The record is from RefSeq and is a predicted model, not a curated record. Lineage: Eukaryota; Metazoa; Chordata; Actinopteri; Blenniiformes; Blenniidae.